Molecule: messenger RNA, 780 nt
Organism: Danaus chrysippus (African queen)
Lineage: Eukaryota; Metazoa; Arthropoda; Insecta; Lepidoptera; Nymphalidae
Source: the annotation of a GenBank genome assembly
AUGGUCAAACUUACGACUGAACUCAUCCAAAGCUCUAUGCAGUAUAUUAAUCCAUGCAGGGAUCGUGAAUUAGACUUGAGAGGAUACAAGAUUCCACAAAUAGAGAAUUUGGGUGCUACCUUAGAUCAGUUCGACACAAUUGAUUUUUCUGACAAUGAUAUACGAAAGCUUGAUGGAUUCCCUCUUCUGAAACGACUUAAAUGUUUAUUCUUCAAUAAUAAUAGGAUUGUGCGAUUGACAGAAAAUUUGGAACAAUACCUACCUAAUUUGGAGACUCUUGUUCUAACUAAUAACAAUUUAUCUGAGUUGGGUGAUCUGGAUCCUUUAUCAACAUUACCAAAAUUAAGAACAUUGUCACUUAUGCACAACCCGGUCGCAAAUAAACAACAUUAUAGGGCAUAUGUUGCUUACAAAUUACCUGAACUAAGGCUGUUAGACUUCAGAAAGAUAAAACAAAAAGAAAGAGAGGAAGCAAAUGCACUGUUUAAGAGCAAAAAAGGCAAGGAAAUACAAAAAGAAAUAACAAGAAAAGCAAAAACAUUUGUUCCUGGUGGGAAUUUGCCAGAUCCUAAAAUUACAAAUCUUGCACCUCAAGAAAUACACAAAAUUCGUGAGGCUAUCAAAAAUGCUUCAUCAUUGCAAGAAGUUGAGCGUUUGACGAGGAUGUUACAAUCAGGCCAGAUACCUGGCCAAAAACCUUUGCAACCACCAAGCCAAUCAAAUGGACAACGUAAGAUAGUGCUAUAUAUAUUUUUUUAUACCUUACAAGUUACUGCCUAA